AUGUCUAAGUUCUGGCCCAAAGGAGGCCUUCCUGGCAUUCUGCACCACUACACUGAAACCCUCGUCACAUUCGAAUAUGCCUCCAGCACAGUCCGCCAACCCCACAGUCUGCUGUUUGUCGGCGGACUCGGCGAUGGCCUCGCAACAACCUCCUACAUGGCCGAUCUGGCGCGCGCCCUCCAAAACUCCGAAUGGUCCCUCUUCACACUGAACCUCACAUCCUCCUACCAAUCCUGGGGUGUCGGCCACCUCGACCGCGACACCAGCGAGAUCGCCCAAUGUCUGAACUACAUCAAAGAAUACAAAGCCGAGAAAUUCGGCGGCGGCAAGAUCGCCAUGAUGGGCCAUUCCACGGGAAGCCAGUGCGUCCUGCACUACCUCUCUCAAUCAAACCCGCACACAAAGGUGCCCGCCUUCGAUCCCGGGCUUGAGCACGUCAGCCGGCCCGCGCUGGACGGUGCGAUCAUGCAAGCACCGGUUUCGGAUCGCGAGGCGAUCUUUUGGGUUUUGAAGUGGGGGAUUGGGGAUACGACGCCGGAGAAGGCGCGGGCUGUCUAUGAUGAGAUGGAGGCGUUGGCGAGGGAGGCUGUUGCGGAGGGGAAGCCUCAUGAUACUCUGUUGCCCUUGUCGUUGACUUCGAUGAUCUAUCCGGCGAAUACCCCGAUCAGUUGUCGGCGGUUUUUGAGUCUUGUUAGCCCUGAGAGUCCACAGGCGCCGCAGGAGGAUGAUAUGUUUAGUUCGGAUCUGAGUGAUGAGCACUUUGGGACUACAUUUGGAAUGAUUCAGCAGCAGGGAUUGUUGAAUCAUAAGUUGAUGGUGUUGAUUUCUGGGAAGGAUCAGUCGAUUCCGGAUUGGGUGGAUAAGGAUAAGAUGCUGGCUAGGUGGCAGAAGGCGACUGAUCAUGAUGGCAAAUAUCAGAUCUGGGAUACGAAGCACACGGGUGUCAUUCCUAACGCUUCUCAUGCGUUGAGUAAUGAUGAUCAGGCGGAGCCAAGGAAGUGGCUUGUUGAGAGGGUUUUGGGAUAUCUCAAGACCGCGGCGGAGAAGGCUUGA
This is a messenger RNA of Penicillium paradoxum, 1053 nucleotides long. It is a transcript of the gene sidJ, whose product is annotated as putative siderophore biosynthesis lipase/esterase. The coding region runs from base 1 to 1053 and encodes 350 amino acids. The record is from RefSeq and is a predicted model, not a curated record. NCBI's taxonomy places the organism in Eukaryota, Fungi, Ascomycota, Eurotiomycetes, Eurotiales, Aspergillaceae. The transcript has 2 exons.